Messenger RNA from Jaculus jaculus (lesser Egyptian jerboa), 3543 nucleotides. It is a transcript of the gene Plekhd1, whose product is annotated as pleckstrin homology and coiled-coil domain containing D1. The transcript is spliced from 13 exons. The coding region runs from base 37 to 1557 and encodes 506 amino acids. The record is from RefSeq and is a predicted model, not a curated record. NCBI's taxonomy places the organism in Eukaryota, Metazoa, Chordata, Mammalia, Rodentia, Dipodidae.
GGGUGGACCGGUCCAGGGCAACGCCACCGCACCAAGAUGUUCACGUCCAAGUCCAACUCCGUGUCGCCAUCGCCGUCCCUGGAGCAGGCCGACGCCGACGCGCUGGACAUCAGCACCAAGGUGCAGCUCUACGGGGUGCUGUGGAAGCGGCCCUUCGGCCGGCCGUCGGCCAAGUGGUCCCGGCGGUUUUUCAUCAUCAAAGAGAGCUUUCUGCUCUACUACUCUGAGAGUGAGAAGAAGUGCUUUGAAAGCAAUAAGUACUUCAAUAUCCAUCCUAAGGGUGUCAUCCCACUGGGUGGCUGCCUGGUGGAGGCCAGGGAAGAGCCAAGCAUGCCCUAUGCCAUGAAGAUCUCACACCAGGACUUCCACGGGAAUGUCUUGCUGGCUGCUGAGUCCGAGUUUGAGCAGACGCAGUGGCUGGAGAUGCUGCAAGAGUCUGGGAAGGUGACCUGGAAGAAUGCCCAGCUGGGAGAAGCCAUGAUCAAGAGCCUGGAGGCCCAGGGGCUGCAGUUGGCAAAGGAAAAGCAGGAGUAUUUAGACAAGCUGAUGGAGGAGACGGAAGAACUGUGCCUUCAGAGGGAGCAGAGAGAGGAGCUGGAGCGCCUGAAUCAAGUGCUGGAGGCCGAGAAGCAGCAGUUUGAGGAGGUGGUGCAGGAGCUGAGGGUGGAGCAGGAACAGAUCAAGAGGGAGCUAGAGCUCACCGCAAGAUGCCUUAAGGGCGUGGAACAGGAGAAAAAGGAACUGCGACACUUCACGGAGUCCUUGCAGCAGACACUGGAGGAACUCUCCAUAGAGAAGAAGAAAACCCUAGAGAUGCUAGAGGAGGAUAAGAACCAGCCGCAGUCGCAGGCCAGUGAGAGCGAGCAGCCUGCCGCCAGCGGGGGCCUGCGCAGCAACCUCAGGCAGAUAGAGGAGAAGAUGCAGCAGCUGCUGGCCGAGAAGCUCCUGGCCGAGAAGCGGAUGAAGGAGAAUGAAGAGCGCUCGCGGGCCCUGGAGGAAGAGCGGGAGUUCUACUCCAGUCAGUCGCAGGCACUGCAGAACUCACUGCAGGAGCUGACAGCUGAGAAGCAGCAGGCCGAACGGGAGCUCAAGGCUGAGGUGAAGGUUCGCAUGGACCUGGAAAGACGUCUGCGGGAGGCAGAGGGGGCCCUGAGGAGCCUGGAACAAGGGCUCAACUCCAAGGUGCGGAACAAGGAGAAGGAGGAGAGGAUGCGGGCCGACGUGAGCCACCUGAAAAGGUUCUUUGAGGAAUGCAUCCGAAAUGCAGAGCUGGAGGCCAAGAUGCCGGUCAUUAUGAAGAACUCUGUGUACAUCCACAAGGCAGCCACUCGCCGCAUCAAGAGCUGCCGCUUCCACCGGCGCAGGUCCAGCGCCACCUGGAAUGACAUGAAGCCAUCCCAGUCCUUCAUGACCUCCCAGCUAGAAGCCAGCAACACAGAGGAGCUGAAGGAGGUGGUCAAGCGGCUGAGCAGAGACCAGCGCUUCCGGGAGUCCAUCUACCACAUCAUGGCCACCCAGCCUGGAGCAUCCUCUGUGCUUCCCCGGGGUGGAAAGUGAUGGGAGCCCCUCCCCGGCCUCCCAUCUUUCCUUGGUGGGGAUGGGGUGGCAGAGGGAGGCCUCCUGGCUCCUUCCCACCAGAGCUCCACCUGGGAGACCAAGGGCUUCAAAGGAUGGGGUAACACCUCCCUCAGACAGACCCUGAGCCAUGACCUUGGAUUUGCGUUAGGUGGGGAGGGCCCACACUGGGUGCUGCCUGGUUAUCGGGGUGAGGGGAGGAAGAGACCUGGCUGUGUGUAGUUUCUGUUGGUUAGACAGAUUGUGGAGGAAGACUGUCUGUCCUCGGGGGCUGCCUGAAGCCUCUUGGUCCCCUCUCUGUGGUAGUCUGUCAACCUGCCACUCUGCCCUGGUCCUUAUGAAUGAUGGGUGGCUUCACCUCCCCAAGGGGGGCUGACUUGUCUCCCCACAUGACACUCCCUAGCCUUCUUCUGGCACUGCUACCCAAUCUUUGCCAAGGCCCCUCGACUGAUUCCACUUCCCAGGGGAGGGAAACAAGGUCCCGAGUACAUCAGCCAUAGCCUCACAGCACCACGCACCCUGGUCACAGUAUCUCUUUCCUGGGUUUGCCCUGGCUGUGGGGCCACCCAGGCCUCCCCUCCUCCUCAGAUGGGCUUCUUCACCUGCCAGAGAAGGAGCGUGAGGGCGAAUCCCACCGUGUUCCUCGCUGGGGGCUGUCAUCCUCAGAAACGCUGCUGGCUCUCCCAGAGGACACACAGCCCACCCAGGAGUGGACAGAGGCGGCCCAGGCUCCUGUUUUAAUCCAUAGCCAAGCAGCUGCCUGUACAAGAUCGCAGCCUCUCCCCGGAGGCUGGAACGUGUCCCUUAGCCAUGACAGUCUUUUUCCCGCUGUUCAGGAUACUGAGGUGUUCUUUGGGAUGGACACACAGCCACAGCAGGAUAAAUCUAAGCAGAAGGACAGCGCCCCCCCCCCCAAUGCCGGGGACCUCAGAGAGUGAUUGCCGAGGCCAGCCAGACUGCCCAGCUGUCCGUGUGCCCUCCUUUGCGGGAGGUGGGGCUUGGGCUUCAGCCAUCUGCAAGAUGUGGCUGGUGUGCGGGGUGGGGGGAGCUGUGGAAUCAGCCCAUUUGAGUGUAAAUGUAGAAGCUAUAAACGUGUAUAACCCUACAUAAACAUGGAACUUGUAUUUCUAAUAUGUAUGUGGAAUGAACUUUGAAAUGAGGAAGAAUUAUAAAGCCAAGAUGACUGGCUUUUCUUUUCUUUUCUGUUUGGUCUUUAAAUAAUUAGAUUAAUGAUGGCUUGCUGUUAGAGAAAGACCUUUUGGAAAUUUUCAAGUGCAUCUAGUCUUCCUGGGCAAGCUAGUAACCAGAAAGAAAGUGUUUGUCUCAGGCCACUUGGGAUUGCUAGACCAGAACACCUGCACUGAGUUUAUGGACGACCAGGAACAGACUGUUGUGAGUUGGAGGCCAGCCUGAGCUGAUUGUCAGAUGCAGGUCAGGGAGUCCAACUUGUCCUUUAAGAGGAACCAUUGCCAUGACAACCCAUUCCUGCAAAGAUGAUUUUAAUCUAGUUGCCUAGGGCAGAGCCCCCUUAAUUCUCUUAAAGGUCCAAACCUCUUAAUAUUAUUAUAAUGGCAAUCAAAUUUUAACAUGCAUUUGGGAGGGGACACACAUUCAAAUCAUAGCAGUGCCUUCCCUUGCACACUCACUAACCAACCCCCUUACCUCCCCCUAUUCUCACUCUGUAAUUUCCAUGCCUCAGGCAAGUUAAGCCCGGGUUAUCUCCAACUAACAGAUCAAUUCCCUCAGUGUGUACUUAACACCAUUGUGUACCUAAGCUAGCUCGGUACAUGGAAGAGGAGCAGCAUCUCUAUGGAAAUAUGUAGGGCUGGGAUUGCUUACUGAUUUGUGUGUGUGUGUAUAUAUAUGUACAUCUAUGUAUAUAGUGUGUAUAUACUAAUUAUAUGUAAUAUAUAUUUACCUGAUACAAACAAAACCUAUUCCUUGGUCAAUUAAAUGGAUUUCACGCAA